Grosmannia clavigera kw1407 is the source of this 465-nucleotide messenger RNA. RefSeq lists its product as uncharacterized. Lineage: Eukaryota; Fungi; Ascomycota; Sordariomycetes; Ophiostomatales; Ophiostomataceae. Bases 1 to 465 code for a protein of 154 amino acids. The record is from RefSeq and is a predicted model, not a curated record. The transcript has 2 exons.
AUGGCGCCCGUUAGGCCAAAUGGGGCGAGAAAGCCGAGCCUUGAUCGACGGCAGGCGGAAGAUAGGAGAGCGGACGACGGACGUUGCCAGACGGACACGCAAUAUGGUCCUCACUGGUGCGUCAGAUACGUCGUACUCUUGUGGGAUCCUAAACCGCCGAAACAUGCUCGUUUCGCCAGAUUUGUCCCGCUGGUGGGCUGCCCCGUUUACGAGCAAGAGACGACGGAGUACAAGGACGGAGUAGUGUCAGCCGGCAAGCGCGAAGCACAAGACUACUUCAGCCUGCCUCGCCUUGCCCCGAAUCUGCCUAGCGCCCCUUUGUCCCACCGCCUGCAAAUGAUUGGCCUGCUGCUCCCCAAGGCAGACUCUGAAAGGACCGCUGCUCGCCUGCUGACUCAUUGCUUAACCGACACUGGGCUCCGGAGGGCUGAGAGGCAGCCAAUCCCGUGCUUACAUACGGAGUAG